Saitoella complicata NRRL Y-17804 is the source of this 723-nucleotide messenger RNA. RefSeq names its product EF-hand. The coding region runs from base 1 to 723 and encodes 240 amino acids. NCBI's taxonomy places the organism in Eukaryota, Fungi, Ascomycota, Saitoellomycetes, Saitoellales, Saitoellaceae. The transcript has 6 exons. The record is from RefSeq and is a predicted model, not a curated record. Gene Ontology annotation, molecular function: calcium ion binding.
AUGAUCAACCAACACGCCUCUCAGGGAAGGGGACAGCGGACAGGCACGCCUACACUCCGGCCAGAACUCCAGGCCUACUGGCAGUUGCAGCACCAUCACCCUGCGCAGCAUUUGAACCAGCCCACACAUCAGCCAACGCAACCCACAUAUCAGUCGACUCAACCCACUCACCCUCAAAGUGCUCCCGACGUUGGCCAUAAAGCCGAACUCCUCGAUCUGUUCCAGGCGGUGGAUACAGAUCGUAGCGGACACAUUGAAGAGAAAGAAUUAAACUUGGCUUUACGAAACGCUGACUGGAGUUAUUUUGAUGCGAGGACCGUGGCGAUGAUGAUAAGGUUGUUCGAUGCCGAUCGCAGCGGCCACAUCUCCUUCAUAGAGUUCCAACACCUCUGGGGUUACCUCGACGAAUGGAAGCAACUCUUUGACCGAUUCGACAGUGACAGAAGUGGAACGAUUGAUUUCAAUGAAUACCGUACAGCACUCGAGGCGUUCGGAUACCGUCUCUCUCCGGAGUUUAUUGGACAGGUGUUUCAUAAGUUCGCUGUGCGAGGUGAAACUUUCAGGAUUUCCGUGCGAGAUGCCAUGUGCUUCGAUCGCUUCGUCCAAUCCUGUGUCAUCUUGAAGCUGAUAACAAAGUCGUUCAACAAACGAGACACGGACGGAGAUGGGUACAUCACCGUCAGCUUCCAAGACCUUGUGGGAAUCAUGCUGGAGUUGCAGUGA